Papaver somniferum (opium poppy) is the source of this 2484-nucleotide messenger RNA. RefSeq names its product cysteine-rich receptor-like protein kinase 10. Lineage: Eukaryota; Viridiplantae; Streptophyta; Magnoliopsida; Ranunculales; Papaveraceae. Gene Ontology annotation, molecular function: ATP binding; protein kinase activity. The coding region runs from base 426 to 2390 and encodes 654 amino acids. The transcript has 7 exons. The record is from RefSeq and is a predicted model, not a curated record. Gene Ontology annotation, biological process: protein phosphorylation.
CCAUAACCCAAAGUCAAGUCAAAUAUGAGGUGCUCCAAAGAAGAAGAAGAAGAAAAAGAAGAAGAGGAGGAAAAAGAAAAACCUUUUUCAUUUCUGGAUUUCUAUUUGAAGAUUGAUGAUAAUAGUAUGAUCUAUUUUUAGGAUGGCAAUUACACGGGAGUAGGAGAGCUCUGCCGUCACUUGGUGAUGAUUCAGGUAAAGUAUAAUAGAUUAGAACAAAAUUUCAGUGUAUCAAGGAUGCACAGCACAGCAACUUGGUCAGUAAUUCUCUCUUUAUCUCCAUGAACAAACCUGUAUCCAAAUCAUCUUUUACUGAAUCAUUCUGGUUAGAGAUCAACCACUAGUCACACCAAGAAAUAAAGUCAUCCAGAGUCAAGUUUGAUUAGUGAUUGGAUACUCACAUCAUAACUAAUAGAAGAAAAUAAAUGGGUCACUUGGAAUUCACAAUCUUAGUUCUUUCUGCCAUACAAUACACUGUCCUGAUAACUACUGCACAACCCACCUAUGUUUCUCAUGUAUGUUCAGGAGAAAAUUACAAUUCCAACAGUAUAUUUCAGUCUAACCUCAACCGCCUUCUUUUGUCUCUUUCCUCAUCCAACAACACAGUUGUUAAAACUGGAUACUAUAACACCACUGCCGGCCGAAACCCGGAUUCUGUUUUCGGGUCUUUCCAGUGUAGUGGUUUUGUUACAUUAGAAAAUUGCCAAGACUGUGUUGAUAAAGCAACUCAGGAGAUUAUGGAAAGUGAUGGAUGUCCAAAUUCGAAACAAGCAAUUAUUUGGUAUGAUGAAUGUUUGUUAAGGUAUUCGGAUGAAUCGUAUUUCUCCACCAUGCGAGAUGUUCCAGCAAGUUAUGCCAGAAUUGGUGAAGAUGUCGACAAUGGAGAUAUGUUUGACAGGCAAUCAUCUAGUCUGUUACAUAGUCUAAUAGACGAAGUCUCAAAAGAUAGUUCUUCUAUCAACAGUGGUACUCUAUAUGCGAAUGGAGAAACAAAUUAUAGUAGCUCACUGAACUUAUAUGGGGUUGUACAAUGUACCUCAGAUAUAUCACGAAGUGACUGCAAUACUUGUCUAAAUGCGGCAAUUUCAAACUUCGGGAAAUGUUGCUUUGGGAAGUCUGGUGGAACAGUCGUUCUACCGAGCUGUUACUUCAGAUAUGAGACGUAUCGUUUCAAUGAUUCUAAGGUGAAUUCACCACCUUCAUCUUUAGUAUUGCCUAGCCCUCCGCCAUCUUCAACCAACACAACAAACACAGAAGAAGAGAUAAAAAUAAGAUCACCAAAAGUAGCUAUUAUUGUUGUUGUUUCUUUAGUGACUGCAACACUCUGCACCAUAACAAUUCUUUGGUGUUUCUGUAUACAAAAGAGGAAGGUGAAGAAAGGAAAUGCAGAAGCCAUAAUCUUAAAUUCUGCAGCUUUGCAAAUUGAUUUCAAUACUAUAAAACUUGUCACUGACAACUUCUCUGACAACAAUAAACUCGGGGAAGGUGGUUUUGGUUCAGUUUACAAGGGUACACUAGAGAAUGGGCAGGAAAUAGCUGUGAAGAGGCUCUCUAGAUAUUCAGGCCAUGGUGGAGAAGAAUUUAAGAAUGAAGUUAUGUUAGUAGCCGAACUUCAACAUGAGAAUCUUGUAAGGCUUUUGGGUUUCAGCUUAGAUAAAGAAGAAAAACUACUCAUCUAUGAAUUCAUGCCAAACGCAAGUCUCGACCUAUUCCUAUUCGAUCCUGUUAAAUGUACAAUGUUGGACUGGAAAAGACGAUAUAACAUUAUAGUAGGCAUUGCACAGGGUCUUCAGUACCUACAUGAGGAUUCUCAAGGUAGGAUUAUUCAUCGAGAUCUCAAAGCCAGCAAUAUAUUACUAGAUGUUGAUAUGAACCCCAAAAUAUCUGAUUUUGGCACGGCAAGGAUGUGUAUGGAAACCCAAGCUAAUACAAGUAAAAUAAUCGGUACAUAUGGAUAUAUGGCUCCAGAGUAUGUAAAGCAUGGGUAUUUUUCUGAAAAAUCAGACGUCUUUAGUUUCGGUGUCGUAGUUCUUGAGAUCCUUAGUAGUAAGAAAAAUCACGCUUUCAACGAAUCAGAAAUUGGAGGUUCCCAGGACCUUCUAAGCUAUGCUUGGAGACUUUGGAAGAACGAGACACCUCUAGAGUUCAUAGAUCCAACAUUAAGGCAGUGUUGUGUGAUAAGUGAAGUGAUGAUAAGCAUCCGGGUUGGCUUGUUAUGUGUUCAACCAGAUACAACUGACAGGCCUGCAAUGGCGUCAAUUAUGGCUAUGCUCAAGAGGAAAUCUGAUAUGCUGCCACUACCUUCAGCCCCUGCAUAUUUUACAACAGACCAAAUGUCCCUGAAGCUGGCACCAUGGAGUGUAAAUGGUGCAUCAAUCAGUGAAUUGUAACGGCACUAUACGAAAUGGUAUUCAAUAAUAAUCCAUUCUUUCCUUCUUCGUUAUUCGAAGAACUUGUAUUUGAAAUAAAUAAAAAAUUUAAAAA